Molecule: messenger RNA, 5907 nt
Organism: Alternaria atra
Lineage: Eukaryota; Fungi; Ascomycota; Dothideomycetes; Pleosporales; Pleosporaceae
Exons: 2
Coding region: 1-5907 (1968 amino acids)
Biological process (GO): termination of RNA polymerase II transcription
Cellular component (GO): nuclear body
Molecular function (GO): transcription termination site sequence-specific DNA binding; helicase activity
Source: RefSeq, a predicted model, not a curated record
AUGGCUAACCGUGUGUCUUACAGUGAGCUCCGAGAGCUACCCGAAGAACAACAUCUUUUCUGUCCUCGCAUCGGCGACGAUGGGUCAGUAUAUUAUGACGAGGACGUUGCCGCUUAUCCGCCCGAAACCGAUCCCAACGAACUCGCCGACCGCAAGCUCAAGCUCCUAGCUGCCGAAGACCGGAGAUGGACAGCCCUCAAGGCGGCGGAGAUACUGGCAUUCGACGGAGAGGAAGCAGCACCACACAAGGAAUGGCUGGUCAGCCGGCUUAAUAGCCUCAUGCAGAGUUGCGAUGUCUGCGUGCGAGUCUUCCACCAGAGCAGAGCAGAAUGGCGAACACGGCUGAUCGAUUCAUAUGACGAGGAGAACAUCGGGGACUUUCUACAAGUGGUAGACAACCAAUGCCUAGGUCGCAUACAGAAGGGCUUGGACGAGGCGAACGAGAUACUGAGCAAAGCUGAACCGAAAACGCGUUCCGUCCGGCUACUACCCAACGAAUGCACAUACGGCUUCUUUGAAGCGCUUAGCUGCGACGCCCUCGUACGGAACGAAGAACUCCUCCAGCGACACUUCGAUGCACCAUUCGACAUGGUUCAAACGAAGAAGCGAUUGAAGAUUCAGACAUACCUCCCUGCUAUGACACGUUUUUUGUUCAGCAGAGUUGACAGACGACACAAAUGGGCGACGGAAUCCUGGUCUACAUUCAAGAGGAACAUACUCAAAUCUGAAUGGGAAUGGGCUGUGCGGGAUUACGUCACAAGUGUUAUGAUGAAGGUCCAAAUGAGCAACUUGGAUUUAUCCGUGGUGCCUCUCUUCUGGGGUGGCAUCCGUCUCAUAGUAGCAAAGAUGGACAGGGAGCUGAUUACGGACUCGCUGCGGGGCCUUGACGGAGACUUCUACCGCCUGAUGCUUGACCACCUCUCACUGAAGUCCGAAGGCUUUCUGGAUUUGAUUGCGACCAUGACGCAGCUACUGGAGAAGUCCCCAAUUGACUACUGGGAUGGCAUGAAUGCUGUAACUUCUUCAAUCGCUACAGUGGUAGAACAAGUGUUCAACAGCCCGAUCUUGAACCAACUCCUUCUCGCAACCGCGGAAGGAAACGAACAGAACAUGAACAACCUUCAUGCUGCGUUCAGCUGGAUCCCAGUCUUUCUGGACUCCAUCAAGCUAUCUAAUCUUGGUCCGUCGGUCCGGCCAUUUGCACACGCGUUGCUUGGUCGUUUUCAGUCGGACCGCUAUCCCCCCGUGGCUCGAGCAUACUGCUACAAGGAAGGUCUCAAAGUAUUAGAUUAUACCUUUCGCAAGAUGGGAGAAGGCAAAAGCAUGGAUAAGUUUGUUGGCCAGCCAACCGUCAACGGCAUGCUGGAUUUACUAUCAACCUUCAUACAACCUCUCGUCACAAGCCUGAAAAACUUCAAACACAAAAAGGAAAACCAUGAGGAUAUGCAACUGACCCUUUCGGUGAUCGAACAUGCAUUCAAGCUGGAAGCACAGUCCCUCAUUAUCGAGAGGCAACUCAUCUCUGCAAAAGCACCAUCGCCUACCCAAACACCGCCGUCCAGUCCCAUAUGGAAGACAGUCCUACGAGCAAUAGGCCCUGACAGCUUAGAGCUCGCGACACAUCUUCUGAUCGCUGGCAGAGGCCUGAUUGGGCUUGAACCACUGCAGAUGAAGUCGGGCGUUGACAAGGUACCUCCAGAAGUACGACACUUCAACGAUCGAUUUCGACUACUAUCUCAAUCUAUCACCGAUGUCGUGGAGAAAAUGUCGGAAUUUGAACCCACCUUAUUGCAAGCCUUGUUCGGACAACAGCCUGCAGCGAGCGCGAUUGUCUCUCUGAUGUUCUCAUCGACAGAAGAUACGCGCAACUCCGCUAUUGAGCUUUUGAAGGUCAUAAGUGGUGAAGAGGAACGUCGAGGCGCUUUGCAGCAUAUCCUGAGAGCCCAUUAUAGGCACGUCGUUCGAGGUAUCUCGGACUCGGUUCGGCAAGUUCGGCUUAAGAAAGCGUUCGCUCCCGCACCGAGUAUGAUCCGAACAUGCACUGAUAUCAUCGACAUCAUCUGUAACUCUCAAGACGGUAUCUUGCGAGGCCGAGAAUACGAUUCCGGCGACGCUGCAGCCACGAUGAAUUUGUGGGAGAACCUCUGGGACUCGCUUACAAUGAUCUUCGCCACUACUGAAGCCUGGAGCAACUUGGGUUUCUACGACAAACACAUGAUGAUGGACUUUUGCCGAGACACUAUGCAAUUUGCUGAUGUGCUGUUCGACCAAUGCAGCAUCUUUGCAACUGCCCUGAAGCCGCCUUCUUCCGAUGAAGACGAGGCAACAUCGAAGACGGCUCUGCUCAAAGAACUUUUGGCACAGCCGGCAAAUGCCAUGGAGGGUCUGGCCAAAUGGCUCCGUCUUCGUGACGAGUUCUUGUCGAGCAAGUCCGUGACUUUGAUCAGCAAGCUUCUUGUUCGAUUACAUCGUGUGUCUAUCGAAAUUGAUCCCAAUGCACUUUCGUACAUGGAACGAGUGCUUUCAGGAGACGUCCGUGCGAAGUUGAGCGAUACACAACAGGCUGAGCUGCAACAAGCGCUCGAAGAGCAUCUCGGCCGCCCGCUCGUGAAGGAAGAGGAGCCUGCAAAGCCUAAGCAAGCCAUGAUCAGCAAAUGGAUGGCUCCAGGCGUGACACAAACAUCAGCAGAUGCCAAAGCGAAGUUGCUGGCUAGUAUGACUUCUGGAUCUAGUAAGUUCCAGGAACGACGGGAGCAGAUGAGAGCUUCCGAAGUGAAGGCUGCCCAACAAAAAGCUCUCGAUGACAAGAAAAAUGCCCAACAGGCCGAAUUCAAACGCAAGCGGCAGCUUGAACUGCAAAGGCGGGAGAAAGAGAAAGCCGCUGCGAUCGCUAAGUCGAAGGCGGCUAGGGGCAUCUCAAACCACAUUGCGGAAGCCGGCUCAGGUCUUGAGGGCCUAGGUGUGUUAGGCAAAGAUCAAGCUGCCAAGGGAGAAGGUUUGAUGCACUCUUCUGAUGAAUCAUCGGACGAAGAGGGUGACAUCGAUGAAGACCUCUUUGGCAUCAAGAAGAGCAAGGUCAAGACUGGACCGAAGACGAACAUUGUCAAUGAAGUUAAGAUCCAGAUGCCGACAAAGAAAAAGAGGGCUCAGCGUUCUGCCAAAGACAUGCGCGCUCGUUUGGCGCCUGACCUGAGCAGCUUACAUCGCACUAUCCUGAGCUGGAACUACUUCCACGAGGGCCCCUUUCCACCCAAGUCCCGACCGGACAUGUACUCCAAGGUCCUUAGUACCUUCCGCACGCCCAACGACUAUCAGAAUACUUUUGAACCACUUCUGACCCUAGAGGCAUGGCAAGGUUUCGUCAAAGCUCGCGAGGAGAACCAAGCGAAGCCAUACGAGAUAAGAAUCACUUCGCGAGCUGCCGUCGACAUGUUCCAGGAAGUUGGCAGCACGAUGACUCAUGUCGAGAACAAGGAGGUGUUCAUCUCCGAAGGUGACAUCAUACUCUUCGCGAAAUCCAAAUCACCCUCUGCGGAUGAGCCGACAUGUCUCGCCAGGGUGUUCCGCGUGAAGAGGAAGCAGCAACACAUCGAAGUCUCGUACCGCGUCGUACCUGGCAAUCCUCUCUCAACCGCACUGCAACCAAACAAUACUAUUCUGGGUUUCAAGCUCGAGUCAAUUACAUCUCUGGAGCGCGAGUACGGUGCGCUGAAAGGUCUUCAGUACUAUGAUCUGUGUGACGAGAUCAUCCGCGCGAAGCCCAGCCCGCUUUUGACUUACAAGGAUAGCCAGAUCCAGCCACUCAUCUCCAACUACAAUGUGAACCCGGCACAAGCGAAGGCUAUCAAAUCUGCCAUCGAUAAUGAUGCGUUCACCUUGAUCCAAGGACCGCCUGGUUCCGGAAAGACUAAGACUAUCACUGCUAUUGUAGGGGCUAUCCUGAGCGACAGCCUCCGAAACCGCGGUACCUCGAUUGCUAUUCCCGGCCAACAAAACUCGAAUGCUGCUUCGAAGAAGUUGCUGGUCUGCGCGCCCAGUAACGCGGCCGUGGACGAAUUGGUCAUGCGUUUCAAAGAUGGCAUCAAAACUCUCAACGGCGAGUCGCGCAAACUCAACAUCGUCCGUUUAGGUCGUGGAGACGCCAUCAAAGCUAGUGUUCAGGAUGUGACCCUGGAAGAGCUUGUGAACAAGCGCCUAGGUGUUGAUCCGUCGAACGGCAAUGACCGAGAAGCGACACAGAAGCUCUUUCAGGAACACAAACAGGUCUCUGAUCAACUGAAACAAGCUUAUCAGCAGCGAGAUACAGGGGAAGUGAAAGGAGAAGCUGCGGCCAAGCUCGAUGACGAUAUCAACGCGCUACGCAGGCGCAAAACAGCCCUGGGAACGAAGAUUGAUAAUGUCAAGGACGAUGAGAAGCUCGCCAGUCGUAACGCAGACCUGAACAGACGACGUGCACAGGAAGCAGUUUUGAACGAUGCACAUGUUAUCUGUGCGACACUCAGCGGCUCUGGACAUGAAAUGUUCCAAGGGCUGAGCAUUGAGUUCGAAACUGUCAUUGUCGAUGAGGCUGCCCAGUGUGUUGAGAUGAGCGCACUUAUUCCCCUCAAGUACGGUUGUGCCAAGUGUAUCCUGGUCGGAGAUCCAAAGCAACUGCCUCCAACGGUCUUCUCGGACAAAGCGAAGGGUUUCCAAUAUGAACAGAGUUUGUUCGUUCGCAUGCAAAAGAACCACCCAGACGAUGUGCAUCUACUGGACACCCAGUACCGUAUGCAUCCGGAAAUCAGUCUGUUUCCCAGUCGAACUUUCUACGACGGCCGACUUUUGGACGGUGACGAUAUGGCUGGCCUACGUGAGCGACCAUGGCAUCAGAGUAUGCUGCUAGGACCUUACCGCUUCUUUGAUGUCCAAGGUCAACACCAAGCUGCUCCAAAGGGCCAUUCGCUCAUCAAUAUCGCCGAGAUCAAUGUCGCGAUGCAGUUAUACAAGCGUGUCACUUCCGACUACCCGGAUUAUGAUUUCAAAGGCAAGAUUGGCAUUAUCACACCUUACAAGAGCCAACUGCGCGAACUCAAACAACGUUUCAUGAACGCAUACGGUCAGAGCAUCAUCGAAGACAUCGACUUCAACACCACCGAUGCUUUCCAAGGUCGUGAAAGUGAGAUUAUCAUCUUCUCCUGUGUACGAGCCUCACCAGCAGGUGGCGUUGGUUUCCUCCAAGACAUUCGCCGUAUGAACGUCGGUCUCACGCGUGCCAAAUCGUCUCUAUGGGUGUUGGGCAAUUCUGACUCACUCAUGCGAGGACAGUUCUGGGCGAAGCUCAUAGUUGACGCGAAGGAGAGGAAGCGAUUUUCCAGUCAAGACGUGCCAAAGAUGCUGAACCAGCAUUCUAGCAAAUUUCCGGCUCCAAAGGAAGGUUAUGUACAACCUCACCGUCCCACACCAGAGGUCAAACCAGAAGUAAAGUCAGAGCCCAUGAGCAGGUCGGCAAGCAACCAGUCCAGUACGUCUUCAGGCUCGGACUCGAAGUCUAUCAAGCUAGAGGUCAAGACGGAGAUCAAAAACGAACAAACACUGGUACAUCACGAAAAGCGAAAGUUCCAAGACAUCGCCAGCUUCGAUAAAAUCAAGCUUGAGAGUAGCGAUGCCGAAAUGGAGGAUGCUCAAUCCGACUCUGCCUCCAAUACCAUGAACGGAGGCAGCGGCCGGUCAACACCAGCUGCUAUUGCUGAUGCGUCACGCAAGAGCUCGACGCCUAGUGGAGAAGCAGGCAACGGGACGAACGGUGCAGUCGCUCCCCCGCCCGGAGACGUCAUCGGCGGCAUGUCGAUGGCAAAGCCUAAAAUUCGUAGGCGGCCUCGUGAACCACCAAAUCCUUUCAUCAAAAAUAAAAAGCCAAGGAAUGGCUAA